CUUCUCCUCGCCUUCUCUAGCCAAGCACAACCUCAACAGCCAACACCAUGUGUGGAAGCUACUACGGAAACUCUUAUGGAGGCUGCGGCUAUGGAGGCUGCGGCUAUGGAGGCUGUGGCUAUGGAGGCUGUGGCUACGGAGGCUGCGGCUAUGGAGGCUGUGGCUACGGAGGCUGCGGCUAUGGAGGCUGUGGCUACGGAGGCUGCGGCUAUGGAGGCUGCGGCUAUGGAAGCUCUGGCUACAAAGGCUGGGGCUACAGAGGCUGUGGCUAUGGAGGCUGUGGCCACAGAGGCCUGGGCUGUGGCUAUGGCUCCUGCUAUGGCUGUGGCUCUGGCUGUGGCUACUGGUAACAGAGACUCUCACCCUCUACGCCUGGACGUGGGAUUCACCAAUUCUGAGCCUCACACUUUUGGGUGCUGAUUAUCCUACAUCACAGGUUUUAGACACCACUUUUCUGAAGAGUUGAACUCUGGUGCUCUCUACGUCUGAACGACAAGUCCUUCCUUUCUUGAAUAUAACCCGUGAAAAGUAGAAGAAUGUGAAAAUUAUCCUCUGAGCUCCUGUGUGGUGUUUCAUCCAGAUGAGGCUGUCAUAGUUCCUGUCUUUUGAUUUUCAUACUGAAUAUUUUUCUCCAUUUCUCUAAUAAACUUCUUCAAUUUGGCAUAACAA
Neofelis nebulosa (Clouded leopard) is the source of this 669-nucleotide messenger RNA. RefSeq names its product keratin-associated protein 21-1-like. Bases 48 to 350 code for a protein of 100 amino acids. The transcript has a single exon. The record is from RefSeq and is a predicted model, not a curated record. NCBI's taxonomy places the organism in Eukaryota, Metazoa, Chordata, Mammalia, Carnivora, Felidae.